UGUUCAUGUAGUGUGGAUAAGGGACAGCAUAAUCCCCAUUUUUGAGAGGGAAGAAUGUCGCUAUAGGACACGAAAUAAAAUGAUGCGGACACGCAGCUCUCCAAGGUAAACAAGAGGGAAGUUUAAUUUCUGACUCCAACACUCAUAGAUUUCCAAAAGUGACAGUGGAUUGGAGGAUGACAGUGCCACCUCUCCAAUGACACUGGACAUACCAAGAGUCCAUCAAAUUUCUCUGCUCCGUAAAAGAAUACAAAACAACAAGUUAUUUACAUAAAGUGUGUGAGAAAGUUCGUUACAAGAAUGUCAACAUCAGAAGGCUUAGAAAAACUUAAAAAAACAGGGCGACAGAAGAAAGGUAGAGUUUAGCUGAUUUGCCCAGUCACACCACAUCCCUACCAGCACAUGGAAUUAAACCUUGCUCCUUUCCCAAAGAGGUGCCUAUCCCACUGUCCUUUGGACAGAGCAGGCCCAGGCAAGGCCAAAGCCAGAACAGCCCUCCCAGGGAGCUCCCGCCAUGGUUUUACUUUGGGCAGAAGGGAGGGCUGGGAGCCUUUGGCUGGCUAUGACAGUGUAGAGCUGGACUGUACGCAUCAUAAAGGGAGGAAGGUUUGGCUACAGGAGCCAGUCCCUGCGGAGAGCGCAGGCAGGCAGCUGCAGUGGUUUCCCUGGGGGGCAGACAGAGGCCAGCACAAUGCUGGACACUGCUGUGGCUGCCCCCAGCACCAGGGCCGCCACCAGGAAGCCGAAGAAGGCGGCGAGCGGCUCCAAGGCCCAUGAGCCCACAGGGCCCAGCGUCACCCAGCCGAUCACCAGGGCCGAGUCCACCCCCAAGGAGCGCAAGGGGCUCUCCCUUGCCAUGUUCAAGAAGGCGCUGGCAUCCAGGGACUAUGAUGUGGAGAGGAACCAGAGCCGCAACAAGCUGGGGCCCAAGAGCCUUGUCAGCAAUGGCACCCUGGUGCAGACCAAGGACAUCAGGGCCUCUGGCUCUUUCAAGCUGAACAAGAAGCCAGGUGAGACAAAAGAAAAGGCAACAAAGGAAAAGACAGCUGCCAAGCCCAGGAAGCCAGUGGCCAAGCAGCCUGCCAGCCCUGCCGAGAAGCCUAAGAAAGUGGUGGUGGUGAAGAAGAGCUCCAAGAAGGCGAAGAAGCCGGCAGCCACUGCAGCCAAGAAAGCGGCCAAGAGUCCCAAGAGAGCCACACAGGAGGAGGAGGCAGUGAAGAGCCCAGCUAAGACAAAAGCAGUGAAGCCCACAGCAGCCAAGAAAGUGGCCAAGAGUCCCAAGAGAGCCACACAGGCAGGCCACGCCAAGGAGGCCACAAAGAGCCCAGCUAAGGAGAAGGCAGUGAAGCCCGCAGCAGCCAAGCCUAAGGCAGCCAAGCCCAAAGUGGCCAAAGCAAAGAAGGCAGUGCCAAAAAAGAAGUAAGACAACUGAGAGAAAUUGAGAGUCUACUCAUUUAAAUAAACCCCAUCAUCUUAAAUAAUUUUUUGUCAUUACAGUCCUCUAGUUACCUAAACCAAAGGUACUGGUACGGGAUCUUGUCACUCGGGGCAGGGUGUGGGUGUAUUUCCACAGACGCUGGUAUUCGAUGGUAACAACCCUCUGCACCAGCUGGAUGGAAAUCCCAGACCUUGGUGUGACAACUCUCCUGUGACUUCACCUGGACCUCAAGAGUCAGACACUUUAAGGACAUUAUCAGCAAAAGGAAAUGCUCCCUCUGACAGUUUUAAAAGUUACUUCUGAUAGUUUUUAAGUUGGUUUGUUUGUUUGCAAUAUUCAAGUUGUAAGUUGUAAGCUUUAAGUAAUUAGCUGCAGCAUGCCAGCCAGCAACAUUGUACCUUUGAUAGCUCCUGGACAUGAUAGUAAAAAAUUGAUGGGACACACCAAUAGAUAGAUUAGGUUUGUCAGUUUAGUGAAGAAUUUAAUUCUCCUUGUACCAUGUUUGUUGUCCUUUCUGCAAAGGGGCCCUGCAGACAGAUAAUAAACAAGGCUUUUAUAUUUUAAAACAGAAAAGAGGGAGCUGUGAGAGCAUACAGCUGGACUGUGUGUGCCAUAAAAGGAGGAGGGGUUUGGCUAUGGAGAGCCACCCCCUGACAAGAACGCAAGCAGGCGGCUGUUGGUCAGUGAGCCAGGUGGUAACCAGUCAUAGCCAGGCAGGCUCGAAUGUGGAGCAUUUUGAAUAGGGUGUGUAAGAACUGUGCAAACCAAUCAAGUCUCUGCUGCACAAACACCCAAGUGCUGUGCCAUCUCUCCGUCUCCCCCCAUUGUGACAGGCAACAAGGCACCUUUUAUACCGAAACCAUUUUGCAGCUUUCUGCCAGGGCGAGGUGGCCCUACAGUGAGCACAGGUACAAUUUACAUCCCCAGAAAUUUAUUUACACACUGCUCAGGUGGUGCCUGGAGACCUCAGCAUACAUGGGAAGGAGGAAGAGGGAUCAGUUUCCAGUUCUGGGAUGGCCUCUGUGCCAGCACAGCCACCACCAAACACAGGGGACAGGUCCCACCAAACACCUGCACUCCCAGGGGAGACCCCGAGCCUCCUGCCAGGCACAGGUGGGGCAGCCCAGCCUUUGUCUCCUUGUCCCUGUGCGCUCACAGCCGUGUGCCAGCCACGCUCGCGGCACCAGCACGAUCCACCCACUCUGCUGGCUCCUUCCUUCCCUCAGCAUUCUGUCAGCCUGUUCCUCAGCACCGGAGCCUGCCUGCUCCCCCGUCAGAGCCCUGCACCCCGAAACUCAAAAAUAUCCCUCCCUUCUGUUCCUGCCAGCCUCCAGCCGGGGUGAGUUCCGCUUGGCUCCGUCUUUGGGCUGCUCUCAUGACACACUGCCAGGACUGCACCUGAGCCCAGGACUUGUCUCACCAAGAGCCCAGACCUGAGCUGCAUCCCCUGGUCCACAACACUUACAGACUGUGGGAUGUGAUUCUGGGCAGGGAGCUCCUAAAAUGAAGCUUUUCCGCCCUUCCUGGGGAGGCCUCUGAGGCCACGUCUCCACGGUGUCCCGCGUGGGCUCCGCGUGCCUGGAGGAUGGCUCAGCCCUGCUGUGGGUGUGCAUUCCUCCUCACUGUGUCUGGAAAUGUGGGCAGGGCAGAGGGCGUGGAAAUGCCUGGAAGUGUGCUACUUCCCUGAUGGAUACUAAUUAAAAGUACAUUAUGAACUGUUCUGUUUAUUGAUGCAGAGUCCUUCAAGUUUUGCACUGUUAAGCUGGUUUUAAACAUUUAUUAUGCCUGCCAGCAUUAGCUGACAGCAAGGCUGGGAUCACUGCAGCUCAUUCAGUUAUUGCUUUCACCAAUUGCAUUUAAAAGAAAGUCUUAAUUUUUCCAUCAGUGACCCUCCCCUCCAUUUUCCCCUUCCCCCCACUUUGUUUCCCUUUGUGUGUGGUUCCUACAUUUAUGGUGGUCCUCUCUGGCAAAGUAACAAUGAUCAGGUGAACAAUCCCAGGGAGUAAUUUUUCUACCCCUGCCAUCCUUCCACACACCAAGGAAAUCCAAGAUCACCUAGCCUGUUCCCAGGUAUUUCUGCUUUUCCCCUUUUUGAAGUAGAAAUACUCCAUUGCUUUCAUCCCUCUUAUGAGUUUGUUGAUGUCAGAAGUAACAUCAGAUGUGACUUUGCCCUGUGCUUUCCCAGGAUAUCCAUUGGGAAUAAUGUUCAUACAUGCAAAAGCAGGUCACAGACAUACUGAACCCAACUGAAAUUGAGUCAGGUCUUCAAAACAAACUUCCUCCAUACUCAAAGUAAAACACUGAGCUAUCUUGAAUCAUUAAGACUACUAAAUGCCACCUUCUCUUCCACUAAGCACAUACUAACAAUUUCAGGCACUUUUCUACUUUUGUUCCAAGUCAGGGAGUUGUUUGUUGUUUCCAAGAUUGUCCUUCAUUAAAAGAAUGCAGAAUAGUAGCAAUUUCCCCAGGAAGCUCAUAAAAAUCCUUAUUGAGUAUAUUCCAUAAAAAUAUUCUGAGGAAUAAAAAGCAAAUUAGAGCACCCACCUUCCAUAUUUCUCAGAGUAUUUACAUGUAUUAUGGAUCUUGAGAUGAUUAAAUGCCACUGAGUAAGCAAGGAAACUUUUACAGCAAAAACCAAAAAAAAAACCAGCAAAAAAGUUUUGUUUAAAAUAAGUGAUCUUUGACCUCAGCAUCCAGUUAUAAAGGGAGGAUUACCAAAGACACCAGUGUUUCUGUGAAGAUGGUGUUUAUGAGACGACAUACAGCCUAUCCAACACCUUCCCUCCUGGCCCAGUGAUCAUGCCAGCCCCAGUUUUCCCAGGAAUUCCAGCCCUCCGAGCAAUUGCGGGAGCUCCUGGCCCUUUGCCACUCAGCCCAGGAUAUUCUUGGCAGCAGUGAUAAGGGCACUUGUUCCAAAUAAGGAGAAAUCUAGAAACUGGUUUGUCUCCAAGCAAAUCCACCAAAGCUCAUGGGGCUGGACGCAGGCAGGGGGAAAAAACACCCACAAAAAACCCAAAUGAAGCAAAAAUGAACUUCUGACUGUCUGUCUCUUCAGCACCAGCCAAAUCUCAUUAAAGAGCUACAAUGAUGAAAUACAUUGACAGUAAGUGCAACAGACUUGAUGAAAGACCUUAAAAUGUUUAUGCUAAUGCAAAGUUUCAGUUUCACAUUCCGCACAAGCUUUCCAAACAAGAACAGUGCCAAAAAGCAUGGAAGAGCAAUCUUAACUUUUAGCUUUCUAAAAAAAUUCCAAACAAAAUAUCAAGCAAAAAACUCAAACACCAAAUCCCCAGUUUUCCCUUUUUUUCCCCACCACCUACAUAUUUUGCUGGACAGGUGAAAAAAAAGGCUUUCCUCAGUUUGCUCAGUUUGUUUGUGAGACAAACAAACUAUGAGCUCCUUCAGAGUCUGAGGAACAACGUGGAGCAACUGGUGCCUGAUUUACACCAUGGAGGAACCAGCCCAGUAACUCCACAGUUACUCCCCAUGUACCAGCGAGGCACCCCUGUGCACAGACUGAAUAACUCAGCACUUUGAAAACAAAAGAAAAACCCCAAGAAAGCUCCAGUCCCAGUUCUACUCCAAAUCUAUUAUUUAGUCUGACUGCCCCUGCUCUAUUUCCUCCACUUUGAUCAACUAAUGACCAAGAAAAGCAAUUACCAGCAUAAGGAAAACAUAUUCUUGGUGUCUUUGAACUGCUGUGGCAAGUGUAAAUGCAUUCCUUUCGUGAGAACAGAGGAAAUAUUUCUUCAGUGGCUAAGAUGAGAAAUGAGGGGGAAACAAGUAGGAGGAGGUAGAGGAGAGACUAUUUUUUUUAUUAACUAAUUAGAUCAGCAUUGGAAGAAAACGAGCCUGCAAAUCUCUGCAUUGAUUGUGCAGAUAUAGCUGCAAUGUACAGCAGAGGUGAUGAAACACUGGGAUGUGCAUUUGAAAAUGGCUUGUCCUGCCUGGACAGGAGAGUACAACAACCUACAAAAUAACUGUGUUAUUGUCAUGGGGGGAGGGAUAAAUACAUCACUGACAGGUUUGGGAAAUAGUGUGUGCAGGUAACAACUGCUCUUGAAGCCUGCUCCUCAAAGUCUGCCAGUGCCAGCACAUGAGAGAGAACAAAUCCCUCUGCCAUUUCUCUGGUUUUUGUGUAUUUCCAUGAACAUCUCCACUGCCACUGUACCAGUCAGCUAUAGCACCACCAAACACGCCAGCACAAACCCAAGCAGCUCUGCAAUAACAAUGGGCCCAAAACUGACUGAACCACUUCAGCACCAGUGUGGGCUGGGCCAGACACCACCAGAGCAGUGCCCCCACCCUGCCUCACGCUGUUCCUUGGUGGGGAGAUGGGGCUGAAAGACAUAAACUGAAAAUCCCAAUACCGUCUCAAAAAUAAACACAUGGGAGCAAAUAUUUAACAUUAAACUCUACAUUUCUAUUAAAAAAUCUCAAAGAAAGAACAAAACAUAAUGUCUUAAAAAAAUAAAAACAAAGAGUGGAAUUUGUGGAAAUACAAAUCAUCCUGUAUUAAUGAUUUCCCAGGGCACUCAUUCACCAACACACCCUGGAAUCCCAAAGGUACAGAACAGCUGCCUUCCAAACAUGCAACACUGCAGUUUAGAGCCAUGGUGUAGUUUAGAAUAACAUCAUUGCUCAGGAUCUGGCCUGGCACUCAGAGGCUCAGCAGGGCAGUGAGCUCCUCACGCUGCUGCAGGCUCUCAGGCAUCAAGAAUAAAGGGUGGAUGUUUCUCUUUCUGACCUGUGCCCUUUUAAAGGGGAGGGAAAUGAUGAAACAAAGAUCUCCUGGCAGUGGAGUAAAAGCAAGAGAACCCACAGGAGGCAGUUGCAGAAAGGACAAGCUGCAAGUGGAAUUCCUGAGAAAAAGAGGUGAAGAUUGUUGGGGGUUAAAGGUACCAAAGUUACCAAAUAAACUGUGAACUCCUGGAUUUCCAAGGAUGAGGAGGCUGGGAAGUGAGGAUGGUGAGAGCUUUUAGAGUCCUGAGAAGGUCACACUUCAUGUGGAAAACCAACUGUGCACCACCUGCCAAGGGACUUGGACUCCCCAGGUGAGGUGCAGAUGAUAUGCUCAACACACCCAUGGCAGAGCUGUGAACACCCACAGGCCUCCCUUUCCACCCAAACCAGUAAAAACAAAAGGAAAACCUAAAGUCCAACCACCAGGACCCAAACUGCUCGAACACCCCCUCCACACAGGGGUCGAGGCUGACUGAAGGCUGGGGAGCCUCACAUUGCAUUGUGGAAGCUCUAACUCUGUCUCUUGGCUUUGGUGUCCUCCCACACUGGAGGCCUGGCCUUCACCCUCCUCUGAGCACUUCAUUUACUAGUGCAAACAUAUGUUUUUGAAAGAAAAUUCAGGUACUUACAUGGAGUAAUCACAUUUUUAAAUGGCCUUCAUCAUUAUUUAUGUCAGCAUCUUCCAGAUGUGAUUCAGACAACGAUAGCAGCACAUGUCAUUUGUGUGUCUGUUCCUGUCCCCAGGGGAAAAUUAAGUUAUGAUUAAAGCUAUGCCUUCACCCAGCCCAUCCACUUCAAUGGAGCUCUCUGCAUCAACAGCUGCUUGAAACCUGUGGAAAACUCUUUCUUGAGAAUAUUAUGUCUUUUCCUCAGCAAGCAUUAUUUUCAAGGUGAUUGAGGUUGGAGUUUUUGUUGUUUUGUUUCUUGGUUUGUAGAGCUCCUGCAGUUAGCAGGAGGUGCUGGUGGCACCCAGCACAGCCCAGCACAGCUGCAGGUUUGCUGCACCUGAGAACAAACUCAGCCUCAGCCCUCAGCCACCAGCACCACCUCUGAUGUCUGCUGUGGGAAAUCCUUGGGAGAAGGGAACCAACACCAGGGGGAUUUGUUCAGCCUCCAUGUUCCAUGGUUUACUCAGACUCCAGCAAUGGCAGUGCUCCACCUCAAGUGUCCUUCAUCAAAGAUUAUCAGCUUUUUUCCCAUACUGAAAGUAUUCCACAUACAUUUUCAUACAUUUUCCUCCUGGCAAUCAGUGCUGGGGAGGAUCUAUCCCCUACUCUGGUGCAUCUGGCUGCAGCCAGUAACUCUGCAAUCAGAGUCAGCCAAAAUCCCUCCCUGGAGCAGAGCCCAGUGGAGUCUGUGCUGCUUUCAGGGGCCCUCAUUGACAGAGGGAACGGCAUCUCCUCCCUCCCAUUCCCUCAGGGCAUUCAUGUCUCCUUUUUGGAUGCAUUUUCCAUACAUUGGAUCAACUGGUGUUGCUAACAUGUUUCAUAACUCCUUUCUAGUAAUGGUGGCACAGAGGAGAGUUUAGUGUUCUGCACACUGGACUUUUAUUCCUGAAUAAAAUUAGAUUUUACAUCUUCCCCUUCCACCCUUUCCCAGAAAGGAAGCAUUCCAUACUUGUUCUGUUGGGAAGAGCUCUGACUCCUUCAGAUGGCCCUUUCCAUGAUGAGUGUUUCUCUUCAGAAACUCGGCAUUUCCUCAGGAGGUUGAGUGCUUGAGUUACAGACUAUUAGCAAUGAACCAAAUCUCAUGAACCCUGCACAGAACUAAUUUAAUUUCGCUUCUCACACAUUCUGGGCUCGCUAACCGGACCCUGGGUCACCUGUAAGUACAAGGCAUCUCACCUGAGACCAAUUCUUCACCCAGACUGAGCCCGGGGUUUAUGUCCCAUGGGGCAGUGAGAUCAGAGACCUUUCUGCUGCAGCCUAGCCCUGGCACCACCAGUUCAGCCCCUCCACCCCAUCACCACUGCACCAUCCCAUGUUCCAAACAUCCUGCUGUGCAUUUAUGCACUGAACACAAUCCUUGGCUGCCACACAAGAACUCACUGAUGUACAAAGGCUCUGGUCCCACCCCUCCGGUCACAGUGUGUAGGGCAGGCACCACAGUGGCAUCCUCUUUCUCUCCAGCCCCUGCUAAAAAGGGAAAAUUCACUGCAGAUGUUGUCAUUUUUGACCCCAAAAUAACAGGAGCCUCAGCUUAUGGGAAGAGAAUGUGCAAGAGAAAGAACUGUGCUUUAGAAGACAAAAGGCUCGAUUUUGUGACUUCAGCUUCACAUCACUGAAACCAGAUCUAAUUAAAUCCUGCUUUUCAGUAGUGUCCUAGGUUUCUCUCCCAAAUUUGCCCUGAACCAAGACUUCAAAAUGAAUGUCUCUGAAAUGCAGAGAACACUGGAAGUGUGAAGACACUUUUUAUUUGACCUCAAAAUCUAUUUUUAUUCCACAAUCCUAAUUCUCCACAGCGGGAACUUUCUCUUCCCCCUAGCAUGGGUGGGAGCAACAGAAAGACAAAGGCAAAAAAAGGCAAAUGAAUGGGAAAACCAUCUCCCUAGGUCUGAGGCAGGUCGGCAGAAGGACACAGAGGAACACAGGACAAUAUGUGUGUGCCCCACAUGGCCAGGGUCUGCCAAAGGUGUCUGUGUGCCAGGGGCUGCCCAAGGGAACAGGGGUGGAGAGGGCUCAGCCCUGCCCUCACUCUCCAAGAUGCCCUCAGCUGACAGAGGCACUGGGACCUUUGCACAAGAGGUUCUCAUGCUCUGAAGUUGAGGAGGUAUUGCAGAAUGGUCCUUUUUACAGCUUUUUACUAUAAAAACUGUCUGAAAUUUAUUUCUGUUCUGAAUCUGAUAUAAUCGAUAUAACUGACUGAAUAGCUGGUACAGAGAAAUAACAGAGAAUGAAAGACUGUUUGGGAUAUCUUGGAAGAAAUGUAAAAAUUUGGGCCCAUUAAAGGCUCCCUCCCCUGCUCUGGUCCCCCAGGGUGAGGAGAAGGAGCGAGGCCCAGGCUGAGCCAUCCAAUGCCUUUCCCUGCACCAGGGCUCACACAGGAAAGCUGUCACAGGCUGCCAGGACCUGCAGUGACCCACAGACAUGUAUUUACAUACAAAGAGAUUGUAAACCACUUCCUCCCUGCUCCAGAAAAGGAACCAUUUAAAAUGUAAAGUAAAAACAUCCCUCUCACCCGUGUCCUGCUAUUUCAACUCUGUUAUGUGCAUUCCAGUCCAAAUAAAACCUGAUGCUUCUUUCUGGAAUAGACCCACUCAAAUUUCCAGCAAACACACAGAGAAACAUUUUUUUUCCUUUCCAAUGGCUUAUUUGAUCUUGCUCAGUCUCUGGGAUUGCUGGAUCUCCCAAGGAAUACAACAGCAGAGUGCAGAGAGGUCAGAUUUUAUCGAGGCAGGAGCAAGUAAAGCUGAGCAGAGCAAAGCAGGCCUUGCUCAGGCAGGUCACAGCAAGGCCAUUUCCAUCCUGGGGAACACACCAAUAAUCUGAGUUUUCACACAUAUAGAACAGAUGCCCCAAGUCAGCUGUAAUUCUUUAUGAGGUUUGCAGCUGUUGUCUUCCUCAUGAGUUUAUCAGCUUGCACAGCUCUUGUGUAGCUGCUCUAAAUUCACCUCAACCAGGCAAGGGUGAGGGGGGGCCACAAAGGAGCAAAGGGAAUAAAUGAAACUUACUCAAAAGAAAAGAAAAAGAAAUACAG
Molecule: messenger RNA, 9877 nt
Organism: Serinus canaria (Common canary)
Lineage: Eukaryota; Metazoa; Chordata; Aves; Passeriformes; Fringillidae
Product: histone H1-like
Exons: 1
Coding region: 692-1423 (243 amino acids)
Biological process (GO): nucleosome assembly
Cellular component (GO): nucleosome
Molecular function (GO): DNA binding; structural constituent of chromatin
Source: RefSeq, a predicted model, not a curated record